UUAGUCCUUCGAGUUUAGCGUGACCUACGUUGACGUCGGGUAUGCUGGCGUCACGCGCCAUCGUUAGCACUCCCGUUUCCGUCUGUGCUGUCCACCUGCAAUCACAUUGUAAAUGCACCGCACGGCGCGCCCAUGGCCAUUGUGAACGUCUUUCCGGUAUCCUUGAUAACUCUCCCUCCCCUCGACCGCCACCACUUCCCCCCUCCCCCCUCCCCCCUCCUCCACUUCCUGCAUCCCCCGACCUAUCAUGUCUACCAUUACCACACCCAUCACUGAACUCUUCGGCAUCAAGCAUCCGAUCCUGUUGGCGGGUAUGAACAUCGCUGCUGGCCCUGAGAUCGCAGCCGCAGUCACGAACGCAGGAGGUUUGGGCGUUAUCGGAGGGACGAGCUACACGCCGAAGGUCCUCCGGUCCCAGAUUCGCGCCAUUAAAAAUGACUUGCACGACAAGAACGCACCCUUCGGCGUUGACAUUCUCACCCCGCAGAUUGGUGGUAACGCUCGCAAGACUAACUACGAUUACACCAACGGCCAGCUCCCUGAGCUCAUCGACGUUAUUAUCGAAGAGAGGGCGAAGCUCUUCGUCUCCGCCAUUGGCGUUCCCCCGCGGUGGGCUGUUGACAAGCUUCACAAGGCAGGCAUUCUCGUCAUGAACAUGGUUGGCCACCCGAAACAUGUGCCUAAAGCACUCGACGCCAGGGUCGAUCUCAUCUGCGCGCAAGCUAGUGAGGGUGGUGGUCAUACCGGCGACAUUCCCGCGACGAUCCUCAUUCCCGCCUGUGUCGACGCCGUCCGCGGACACAAGUCUCCACUGACUGGCGGACCGGUGUAUGUCAUCGGUGCGGGGGCCGUGUACGACGGGCGGAGCCUGGCGGCAAACCUUUCGUGGGGUGCCGAAGCCGUGUGGGUCGGCACGCGCUUCGUCGCGAGCGUGGAGGCGAGCGCGCCCAAGGUGCACAAGGAGGCCAUCCUCAGCGCGGGCUACGAGGACGCGGUGACUACGCUGAUCUAUACCGGCCGGCCACUGCGCGUGCGGCGCACGCCAUACGUCGACGACUGGAACAACAAUCGGCAGCAGGAGAUCAAGGAGCUCACGAGCAAGGGUAUCCUACCGCACGAUCAUGAGCUCGAGAAACACCCUGAGAAGUCUGUGGAGGGCCGCAUGUUUCUCAUCGGCCGGAUCUCUGCGCUGAUUCAUGAGGUUCUUCCUGCUAAGACUAUCGUUGAGAAUAUGGUCAACGACGCAGCGAGGAUCAUUCAUUUGAAUGCAGCGAAGAUCAAGGUCGAGGCUAAGCUAUAGGUGGCAUGGAACCAAUUUAUUUGUGUUGAAUUUACGGAAUUGAUACAUAUCUCUACUAUGCCUUCAAAUAUCGUACUUGUCCGAGUACG
Phanerochaete carnosa HHB-10118-sp is the source of this 1389-nucleotide messenger RNA. RefSeq lists its product as uncharacterized. Gene Ontology annotation, molecular function: nitronate monooxygenase activity. Lineage: Eukaryota; Fungi; Basidiomycota; Agaricomycetes; Polyporales; Phanerochaetaceae. The coding region runs from base 248 to 1300 and encodes 350 amino acids. The transcript has 5 exons. The record is from RefSeq and is a predicted model, not a curated record.